AGUAAACGAAAAAGUGAACUAAAAUGAGGGCUACACUCGCAUUGACUCUAUUGCUCGGUUGCCUUUCAGGAAUUUUGGCACAACAAGCCAACAUAGACACCUCGGUGUCCAAGGACCUGGUGACGGGCUGCCUCAAGGAGAACGGAGUCACUCCCCAGGAUCUUGCCGACCUGCAAACGGGCAAGGUCAAGGCCGAGGAUGCCAAGGACAAUGUGAAGUGCUCCGCCCAGUGCAUUCUGGUCAAGAGCGGAUUCAUGGACUCCACAGGCAAACUGCUGACCGACAAGAUUAAGUCUCACUAUGCGAACACGAGCUUUAAGGAUCUCAUCGAAAGGGACUUGGGCAGGUGCAGCGCGAUCAAGGGCGCCAAUGCCUGUGACACGGCCUUCAAGAUAUUGGCCUGCUUCCAGCAAUCCACUUAGGGCCUUAACAAUCCAACCAAUCGGUAGAAAAGAAGAGCAAUAAAGGCUUGCAGUAGAAAUUAAAGCAAAACCAUUAGUUCCAAAA
This is a messenger RNA of Drosophila erecta, 507 nucleotides long. RefSeq names its product general odorant-binding protein 56h (gene Obp56g). Gene Ontology annotation, molecular function: odorant binding. Bases 24 to 422 code for a protein of 132 amino acids. The record is from RefSeq and is a predicted model, not a curated record. NCBI's taxonomy places the organism in Eukaryota, Metazoa, Arthropoda, Insecta, Diptera, Drosophilidae. The transcript is spliced from 2 exons. Gene Ontology annotation, biological process: sensory perception of smell.